Fraxinus pennsylvanica is the source of this 366-nucleotide messenger RNA. The record is from the annotation of a GenBank genome assembly. NCBI's taxonomy places the organism in Eukaryota, Viridiplantae, Streptophyta, Magnoliopsida, Lamiales, Oleaceae.
AUGGCUUCAAAGAGUAAUACCUCUAUUGCUUUGUUCCUUUUGAUCAACCUAUUAUUCUUUUCCUUGGUCAAUGCAUGGUCCCCAAAGCCACCAAAACCAAGCAAAGGCAAGUGUCCUAGAGACUCCCUAAAACUCGGGGUUUGCGCUGAUUUGCUUAAUGGCCUCCUCAAUAUUACCAUUGGUACGCCACCGAAAACUCCAUGCUGCAGCCUCAUUGAAGGCCUUGUUGACCUUGAGGCCGCAGUUUGCCUUUGCACAGCCAUUAAAGCCAACAUUUUAGGCAUCCACCUUGAUAUUCCUCUCUCCCUUAGCUUGCUUCUUAAUGUCUGCUCCAAGAAGGUUCCUAAAGGCUUUAUAUGUGCUUAG